UUUAUUUUUUUUAUUUUUAUUUCUUCAGGUGAAAAUUAUGCUAAAAUUUCAUGUAACAUGGAACAAACAGAAGAUCAGUGGCAAAGAAAUAUGGCAGAAGCUGCAGAGCAGGAAAUAUGUGACAAUAUAAGUACAGGGGAAUUCACGAACUGCAAUAAUCAUGAUCAGACUGCAGAUGCUUCUUUACAUCUUCUUCAAAAUCAAAGAAGCCACGUGGGAAAUUUAUGUUCUGAAUGUGGGAAAUGUUUUCUUAAGAAAUCACAUCUUCUUAAACAUCUAAAAAUUCAUACAGGAAAAACAUUUUCCUGUCCUAUAUGUGGGAAAUGUUUUAACUGUAAAAAGAGUAUUGUUGCUCAUCAGAAAAUUCAUACAGGAGAAAAAGAAUUUUCAUGUUCUGAUUGUGGGAAAUGCUUUACUCAGAAAUCAAAUCUUAUUCGUCAUCAGAAAAUUCAUAUAGGGAAGAAAGGAUUUUCAUGUUCUGACUGUGAAAAAUGUUUUACUCUGAAACUAACUCUUAUUAGGCAUCAGAAAAUUCAUAAAGGGGAGAACAGAUUUUCAUGUUCUGACUGUGAGAAAUGUUUUACUCAGAAAUCAAAUCUUAUUACACAUCAGAAAAUUCAUACAGGGGAGAAAGGAUUUUCAUGUUCUGAAUGUGGGAAAUGUUUUACUCUUAAAUCAAAUCUCAUUACGCAUCAGAAAAUUCAUACAGGGGAGAAAGGAUUUUCAUGUUCUGACUGUGGGAAAUGUUUUAAUCAGAAAUCAAAUCUUAUUAUGCAUCAGAAAAUUCAUACAGGGGAGAAAGCAUUUUCAUGUUCUGACUGUGGGAAAUGUUUUACUCUUAAAUCAAAUCUUAUUAUGCAUCAGAAAAGUCAUACAGGAGAAAAAGCAUUUUCAUGUUCUGACUGUGGAAAAUGUUUUACUCGGAAAUCAAAUCUAAUUAUGCAUCAGAAAAUUCAUUCAGGAGAAAGGGCAUUUUCAUGUUCUGACUGUGGAAAAUGUUUUACUCGGAAAUCAACUCUUCUUAUGCAUCAGAAAAUUCAUACAGGAGAAAAAUCAUUUUCAUGUUCUGACUGUGGAAAAUGUUUUACUCGGAAAUCAAAUCUUAUUAUGCAUCAGAAAAUUCAUACAGCAGAAAAAGGCAAUUUCAUGUUCUGACUGUGGAAAAUGUUUUAGCGUGAAAACAAAUCUUUAUUACAUAUCAAAAAAUUCAUACAAAACAUUACAGCAAUGAAUAAACAGCAUCUUUCUAUAUAAUUAAAAACUAAUAUAUAUAUCAUUAUGAAUAACCUUUGGAUUAUAAUGUAUAUUGAAUAGCAACUAUCUUUAGAUGGAUUUUUCCUCAGAAAGCAUUUAAAAAAAUAAAUCCUAUUUAAAUUUUUAUCCACCCUGUGUGACCCAGUGUAUUUGCCAUGGGGAUCCAGGGUCCCUUUGUAUGUUUGAAUAGCCAAGUGAUCACCUUGAGCCUCCAUAAUAUUUUUAAUUUUCUUCCUAAAUGGAAAGAGUCCACAGCUGCAUUGAUUACUUUUGGGAAAUAAGAACCUGGCCACCAGGAGGAGGCAAAGACACCCCAGCCAAAGGCUUAAAUACUCCUCCCACUUCCCUCAUCCCCCCAGGCAUUCUUUGCCUUUCGUCCCAAGAGGUUGGCAGCGAAGUGUCAUAAGUUGUCUCUUAUGGAGGGUAGUACUCUUCGACAUUGGACAGGAGUAUUUAAGUAAUCCUAUCAGUCUCUCAGUGAGAGCCUGGAUCAAAGUUAGAGUCCAGUGAUGCAGGGAGAGUCUUUCUGCGAAACCAUCACAACUCAUAUUAACAGCUCCACAAGCAAUCAGCGUUGUCGAAAUUCGCUUCGCUGCCUGCUUUUUUCUCUCAAGUCCAUUGCGGAGGCGCUGCUUCUAUUCGUCACACUUGAAGGGCUGUGUGCCUGUUCCAUGGUGUAGAUUCCGGUAAGAUUGUUUCAUUUUACUUCAUCAGAAUGUACUGUAACUUAUUAAUGUUUCCCGUAAGGAACUAUCUUGCAGGACUUACUAAGUAUAUUUAUAGGGCCUCAGUGAGGCUCCUUUGGUAUCUUGGAAUCAAGGGUUAAUGUCUCCUGAGGGGGAUUAUUGGACAGGGUUUUUUUUAAUCAUGUUUGUUAUGUGAUUCAAUCUGCUUAUAUGUAGUGUUAACUGGGCUCUUAGCUUAGAACAUAAAGGCCUUUGGAAGUGAUGCAACCUUAUGGUUGGGUGCGCUUUUUUUGGACUGUGCGGUUCACCUUGUGACUGGACGUGUUUUCGUUCUGGUCUUCCAUUUCCACACUCCUGACCAUGUGGCGACUGAAAAAUUAGAGUCUGCUUGUGUCUGGUUCUAGGAGGUGGUUAGUGCCUCAGCCAUUGUGGGUGUCAGGUACCGUUUAAGUUUUUUCUUAGUCCAUAAUAUUAUAUUCUCUUUCUAGUUAUGGAGUAUUCUGAUGCUGACUUGUGAAGAAUGCGAUUUGGCCCCGUUGACACAGGUCAAUCAGUUAUGUUCAAUAUGCCGUGAUAGAGCGCCCUGUUCCUCGGGCUUGGGGAUGAGCCAUCCGCCUCUGGGUGUUCUGUCUUCCGAGAGGCGAGUUCCCUACCGCUCCCUACUACUACACAUGCGGGUAACCCAGAUUAUGUUUAUCCCUCCUUACAGGGCGGCUUGUUCCCCCCGGAGGUUGCAGCUCAUUUUCACUUUCACAUAUUUUUGGCGAUUAUGCGUCUGCAAAGUCCAGACGUUUAUUUGCGUUUGUGCUCGUGCCUGAUCAUCCCGAGUCUACCAACCUUGGGUGGGCCUAUACAGUACCCUGCGGGUGUAGCUGUCCCUGAUUGUUGUGCCUUUCGUUACAGAAUAGCGCUUCUUCACGUUUUACUCAGACACAUUUUUGAGUUAUUGUAGGAUUCUAUCCUUAACGAUACGGGAAUCCGCUGUAUUCUACUUUGAAUGGCUCACCUCAUUAGACAUGAGAGGAUGACGUAAUUUCCAAAUUGUCUGCUUAUUGAGAUCUUUCCCAGAUUUUUGUUGGAAGAUCAGGGUUCCGUUUGGCGGGUCCUGCGGUUAUGCCUGUUUUCUUCCUGGGGGCGUAAACCUACGGGUUGCCUUUAUAUUUUUUUAAAAUUUUGAUUAUGUGUUUCCUUCAGGAACUUCUGGGAUCAAUUCUCUCUGGUUGCUUCUUCGGAAGCUUGUUAAGGUACACAUUAGUCCUAGGUUUGUCUGUUUUACCUUCCCCUCUGAGGGAGGAUUUAGCCAACUUGACAGUUAUGACCCCAGCUGCGGCUUGUCUUGCUGGAAUUCAGAUCUUUUGUCCUGUGGCUUGUUCAGACACAUGGCGCCUGUUCUGCCUGGCUGGUCCGGUGGGGCGCUGAGUGCUCACAUUAUUUGUGUGUCUUGUUUUUAUUUACAAGUUCAGCUAAACACUCUAAAAGGAUCCUUAUUCAGCACUCAAUCUGGUGACCGGGUCUCUGGAGUUCUGCUGCAUCACUCUCUUUGCUCCGAUUUUAUUGGGGCAUAGAGUUUCUUUCCUCUCUGGGGAUGACUGGGGGCUUAUCACCUCCUUACUGCUGUUUGAGUGGUUCUGCCUUCUGAGGCUCUGGAAUUGUCCUUGGACUUGUUCCUGCUGUGGUCCUCUUCUAGAGACCUUGCGGACUUCGUCCAUUCCUCGGGUUCCUUAGGGGAACCUGGUUCCCUUCGGGAGUUGGUUCCUUUGUAGGGACAUGUGCAGUGUGGUCUCCUUGAGCUCUGAUUAGGGUUCUACCCGGACCUGGGGGAUGCUCUGCAUCUUUCUUCUCCUCUGAUUUUUGGGGGUGAUGUGGAGGCUAACCUUUGUUCGAGAGACAUUGUCCUCGAGGUAUCCCCCUUGCUCUUGGUCAUAGGUGGCUGUUGCGCCUAUGGCUCUAGUGACCUUGUUUCAACCUUUGCUUCUUUAGCUCCUUGGAGUGUUGGACUCUGGCAAGGGGGUCUCGUCUUCUGGUCAGGAUGUGCAAGUUUUUCUCAUUGUCCAUUUUACUUUGGACAUUGUAUGGUAUCUCCUGGGGGUCUGUUUUUUUAUCAGAUGGGGGAUUUCAGUUUCCGGGUUCUUGUUUAUUUUGGGGGCUCGGACCUCUCCUCGCUCUGGCUCUUCCGGUGGAUGAGUUUUUCACUCAGCAUUUCCUUUGUGGAUCUUGUUGUGGGUUGUACCGGACUGUUAGGAUCUAGAGCUGGCCCGGGGUCCCCAGUUCCAGGAAACUUGGGCAGUGUCUUUUGGUUGGGCUAGUUGAUCUGGUUCAGUAGACCAGGUUUGACUGGGUGCCGUUGACCCUUGGGCUUGCAUUUUGCCUAUGGUCGGUUUCCCUUGGUUGGCUUGCUGAAAUAGUGUGAUGACUUUGCUGCUCUGCAAGCAAAGGGGUUCGCUGUGGAACUACUGCAGCUAUGGUACUUUGUGUGCUAGCCAGUUAGAUCUUCAGGGGAUUCCUUCCAGGUUAGGGCAUUGGAGUUUUGUUCUCUCGGUUCAGCCUACAGCUGUGUCCUGGGGGCAGGCGCUCUAUCCUUCCGGCCCGCUUGCCAGCCCCCCUUUGUCUUGGGGGGCUUAUAUCCUUCUUUCGGAAGUGUGGUCCCUAUCUUAGGGCUUCUCCUGGCUUCAGGAGGUUAGGACAGACGGGUUAAUCCAUUUCAGAGAGAGGUACGCGCUCUGGGUUGUUCUGUCAAUUUCGAGAGUUGCUCGCUCCGCCUUGAGUCUAUGUUGGGACUUUAGCUAGACCUCUAGGUCUAAGGCCUUGUCGACGGUCUCCAUGUGGUAUUCCGGGUUGACACCCGAGCACUAUUGUAAUGGCUGUGCCAUUUUUUCCGCUCGUUGUUUGAGCCCGGGGGGUUUUCUGGUCCCCUGGUUUCAGACCUGUCAAUGCUUGGGCUGGCCCGGCAGGACGCAUUGGUCCUCGUUGAGAUUCUGUGCUCUCCUUUUAUUUCGGGACCUAUGUGUAGGUCUGGCGGUUUCGGUUGCCUAAAGUGUGCCUUCUGUAAUGGAGGUUUAGAACUCUACAUUUCGGUAGCCGCUUCUAGCAAGCAAUUUCUUCUGUGUCAUCCUGAGGAUGGCUGCGUGUUCUUGACUCAGGUGUUUACCUCGUCCUGGUCUGCUACAUGUAAUUUUGCCAGAACUCCUCAAGGUUCUGAGUUCGGAUGAUGUUUGGUCUCUGUUUUCAGUUGUUCCUAGGUGCUGAUUGACUUGCUGCCUGGCAAGUGAAGGGUUGCUCUUUAAAACCAGCUACAGCUGUUUGAGCCUUGACGAGUGCUAGCUAGCUGUUCCAAUCCUUUGCAGGAUGUUGGGAGAACUUUUUCUCUGUUCUGCUUCCGGUUCUAAACCUUGUGGUUUCUAUUUGGAUUGGGCGUUGCCUCCCGUUGUUGUCAGGACCCUUUUAGGUCUUGCGAGCUUGGUUUGAUUGGGGUUUUUUCCUUUUAUGGAGUUUGUGGUAACUUUCGGUUCCCAUUUGGUUCUUCCGUGCCUUAUUCCUUUGGGAGUUUCGGCGGGAGUUCCCUUCGCUAGUAAAGGGUGUGUGGUGGGGGACCGACUGUUGGGCGACUGUGUCUUCUGGAGGACUGUUGGCUCAGUUGUGUCUGAUGUUGCGGUCUCUACCUAGGGUUCCGGGCUAUCUGCUGGUCAGUGUCCUUGGGGCCUUUUCCCUUUCUGUUUUUCUCGGCUUCGGACGAAGCAGGUUUUUUUUUGUUGGGUAGUGGAGUCAGGCCUGGUGCCCUCAGAAUGGGCCGCCUAUUGUACCCUCCCAUUUUAGCAUUCAGUGUCCUCUAUAGCUUGGGUAUUGUUUUUCCAAAAGUAUUGAAUGCAGCUGUGGACUCUUUCCAUUUAGGAAGAAAAACAUAAAUUAUGCUUAUCUGAUAAUUUUCUUUUCUUCCGAUGAAAAGAGUCCACAGCUCCCCACCCGUCUUUUUUUAUGUUGGGCGUCUUUGUUUUUUAUUCUUCGGGCACCUUUUCACCCAGAUAUUUCUUCUACUGUUCCUUGUUCCUCUGCAGAAUGAAUGGGGGAUGAGGGAAGUAGGAGGAGUAUUUAAGCCUUUUGCUGGGGUGUAUUUGCCUCCUCCUGGUAGCCAGGUUCUUAUUUCCCAAAAGUAAUGAAUGCAGCUGUGGACUCUUUCCAUCAGAAGAAAAGAAAAUUAUCAGGUAAGCAUAAUUUAUGUUUUCUGCUUAUUUUAGAAAUGUUGCCUAAUACAACUAUAGAUCCACAACAGUAUUGACUAUAGAGUUGAAAAAAAAUCUCACUGUAUUGUUUACAACCUUGUUUAUUUAAAUGGUAAUAAAAAGAAAUCCAUCAGAGAGAUAGCAGGAACAUUAGGAGUGGCCAAAUCAACAAUUUGGUACAUUUUGAGAAAAAAAGAACGCACUGGUGAGCUCUGCAACACAAAAAUGCCUGGACAUCGACAGCAGUGGUGGAUGAACGUAGGAUACUUUCCAUGGUAAAGAAAAACCCCUUCACAACAUCCAGCCAAGUGAAGAACACUCUCCAGGAGGUAGGCAUAUCAUCCUAGUCUACCAUAAAGAGAAGACUUCUCAAGAGCAAAAAUAGAAGGUUCCCCACAAGGUGCAAACCAUUCAUAUACCUCAAGAAUAGAAAGGCCAAAUUAGACUAUGCCAAAAAAAUAUCUAUAAAAAAAAAAAGCCAGCCUAGUUCUGGACAACUUUCUUUAGACAGAUGAAACUAAGAUCACCUUGUACCAGAAUGAUGGGAAGAAAAAAGUAUGGAGGAGGCUUAGAACAGCUCAUGAUCUGAAGCAUACCACUUUAUCUGUAAAACACGGCGGAUGCUGUGUGAUGGCAAGGGCAUGCAUGGCUUCCAAUGGCAAUGGGUCGCUAGUGUUUAUUGAAGUGACAGAAGCAGUCUGAUAAAGUCUAAAGGGAUUUAUUGUCUGCUCAGAUUCAGCCAAAUUCAGCAAAGGUUAUUAGACGACGCUUUACUUUACAGAUCGACAAUGACUAAAAAAAAAUUAAAGCAGAGAAGUGUAAUAUUUUGCAAUGGCCGAGUCAAUCGAGCAUGCAUUUCACUUGCUGAAGACAAAACUUAUGGCAGAAAAACCUAUGAACAAACAAUAACUGAAGACAGCUUCAGUAAAUGCCUGGCAAAGCAUUACAAAGGAUGAAACCCAACGUUUGGUGAUGUCCAUUCGUUCCAGACUUCAAGCAGUCAUUGCCUGCAAAGGAUUCUCAAUGAAUUAAUAAUAAUUAACAUUUUAUUUAUGAUUUGUUAAUUUGUCCAAUUACAUUUAAGUCCCUGAAAUUAGGGGACUGUGUAUGAAAAUGGUUGCAAAUCCUAAAUGUUUAUUACAAUAUUUUUGUUCAACCCCUUAAAUUAAAGAUGAAAGUCUGCACUUCAA
Messenger RNA from Bombina bombina (fire-bellied toad), 7347 nucleotides. Its product is annotated as gastrula zinc finger protein XlCGF17.1-like. The coding region runs from base 58 to 1155 and encodes 365 amino acids. The transcript has 2 exons. Lineage: Eukaryota; Metazoa; Chordata; Amphibia; Anura; Bombinatoridae. The record is from RefSeq and is a predicted model, not a curated record.